Molecule: messenger RNA, 813 nt
Organism: Panicum virgatum (switchgrass)
Lineage: Eukaryota; Viridiplantae; Streptophyta; Magnoliopsida; Poales; Poaceae
Product: outer envelope pore protein 16, chloroplastic-like
Exons: 4
Coding region: 339-575 (78 amino acids)
Biological process (GO): protein import into chloroplast stroma
Cellular component (GO): chloroplast outer membrane
Molecular function (GO): amino acid transmembrane transporter activity
Source: RefSeq, a predicted model, not a curated record
AGGCAUAGGGACAGUGGCUGACACGCGAGCCAGCCCAGCCGCACCGCGCCAUGGAAAAGGGCAGAAGAGGGCCAAUCCAUGCCAUGGUGGCGCGCGCGCCUCACGCGAGUAGAUGAGCUGUGGCCGCCUGUUGUUGGAGCAGCAGCAGCAAACAAGGGGGAAAGCCCUCUGUCCGUGGGGAUUGCCAUCGGUUUCGUGGCUUGGCAGCCACCGCCACCGCCCUCUCUCUUUCCCAUUCUUUAUCUUCUCCGAGGCGAGGGAGUCUAGUGCCCAUCUCACAUUGUCACACAGCUGGGCUGCCAGGGAAGGAAGAGAAGUGAAGAGAGAAGGCAGGCAGGAUGCCCCACAGCCGCUUCUCGGGGUCGCUCCGCUCGCCCAAGAUCGACGUCGUCAUCGACAUGGGGAACCCCUUCCUCAACCGCACCGUCGACGGCUUCCUCAAGAUCGGCGCGGUCGGCGCUUGCAAGGUGGCCGCCGAGGAGACCUUCGAGUGCCUCCACAGAGGGGAUGUUUCAAAGCACAAGCUUGAACAUGCGGCCCUGCUGGUUAGAGGAUUCUACACUUCAACUUCCUAAAUGUUUUUAAUAAGGAUGCUCUUACAUUAUCACCCAUGGAUAAUGAUUUACUUGAUAUUCCAAAAGCACAUGUAAUUUUGCUUUUUUUUAAAAAAAAUCAUGUAAUGAGUACUGCAGAUCUCUAGCUAUAGUCUCAAUUCAGUACAUUGUCAUUUGCGGCUCCUCAGGAUAGAAAUGUAGAAUCAAAUCCAUAUGUCUCUUUUGCUUAUUGCUACAUGCUUGUGGUUCUGUUGGUUUA